UAGAUCAAACUUUCAAUGAGCGCUCUCUUGACGCCAUUGAACUAUGAUGAACUAGAAAUCUUGUCGUUUUAUCUUUCUUUUCAUCAUAAACAGUGACUGAUUUAUGAAAUAACAAAGAUUUCCUACUUCAUAAAUCAGCUGCUAUUUACGAUGAAAAAGGAAUUAAAGACUUUAAAAACCAGAUGAAAUAAGUGAUGUAUAGUUGAAUUCGAAGAGGUUUCAGAAAUGAAAAUUAUGUCCAAAAUUAAGAUGAUCAAGGGACAACAUGGCGGCCUUCGUCGCCAAGCAGAUGAUGGGCAGCAAACUGAAUGCAGUUAAAGGCCAGAUGGCAGGAGAAGCAGAAACGCCAGAGGAUAGGGAAGCAGCAGCAGAAGAGGAGCAAGAGAGGCUAGAAGCUUUGCGAGAGGCCGAAGAGCGAAGGAAAGAAAAGCAUAAGCGAAUGGAGGAGGAACGAGAGAAAAUGCGCCAGAGCAUUCGUGACAAAUAUGGCAUCAAGAAAAAAGAAGAGGAAGAAGAGGAGGAAGUAAUUCCUGAAGGUACCAGUCUAAAUCGGAAGAAGAAAACUCCUGCUGAAAUAGAAGCAGAGGAUCUUGAUGAUUUUACACGUUGGAAGAACAGCAUCGAAGCUCAGCUCGGGGAGAUCAGACAAACAUUAGAGAGCAAAUGCGUAUUACAGUGAUGGAGCAACGAAUCAAGUGCCCUCUUUUCCUCUUUACAAUUCACUCGUCUAGUCUCAAUGCAUUCAGCUCUCGAAGGAGUCAUAUUUUUUUAUCCAUUGGCUCAACGUUCAAUCGGAACAGUCGACGUGAAUGUUAAUGUCUCUUUGCACUGCCUUACACCAAAAUUUCAAGUGUGAACCUUCCAUUUUCAUAACUCACUUGAUAUUGUUUCGUGUUGUGCUGGUGAUUCGAGAAAUGUGAAUUUAGAUGUAAUACAAAACUGUGAAAGCUUCUAUAGAUGUUUCCCAGAUGCUGCAUAAUCAAUACGUAGUUACCGAAGAUGUAAUUGUGGAACUAGAAACGAGACUGUACGAGUUGAACUGUAUCUGAAUUGAUUUCCCUAAAUGUGCAGCUAUUGUUGGCUGUAGACAGAGCUAACCUUUGCUUCAGAAAAUAGUUUAGGCAUGUUUUGAUGAGAAAAAGUAAACCCAACUUUUUGAAAUUUGUGCAGUCGAGGAGCUUCCUACAUUCCCUUUCGUAUUGGCCGAAAAUGUUGCAAAGAAGACUCAAAAGAAGAAACAUUUUACAAAGCCUUAUUAUUUCAAUACAACGUAAAAUUAACAACGAUGCAUCAUAAAUUUCAAUAAAAAUGACACGCUUCAGGUUAUGACAAAGGAACGGUCUCAAGUAAUUGUUAUAAGUUCGAGGUAUUAGAAAACCAAGAAACUGUAAGCACACUGAAAUUAUCAGUGAUAAAGGCUAAAGCAUUUGUUUUCAGUUUUCCACUGAAAUAACAUUAUUCAUCAUCUCUUAUUUGUGCCUCAUAUUAGAGCCUAUUUUUCUACCUCCGUAUUCAUUUAGUAACAAACGAUAACCAAACAUAUCAUAUCCCUUGCAAUUAUCACCUGUGUGCCAGGCAAGUCCUUUUAGACCAGACUACAAUAAUAAAUGGUAGGUCAGAUGAAUGUGAAACUAUCUCUUUGAAUGACUGACUGGUGCCGAUUUAGCUUCGACAGCAGUUAAACAGUUGAAAUGUCUGGUUUAAAUUUUAUCCCUAUCACUUUAUUUAAACGCGUAACAAGCAGUGGAAAUUUUCUGGCUUCAUGAUCGAUGACAAAGAUUUUCGCACAAGUUUACUACACACGUCGACUAAUAAAAAUAAAAGUAAUAAAAAGUCAAGAACGAAAAUGACUCAUAUCAUUCAAGAACUUUUCAUAAUUCUGUUAUUGAGAGAAUUUUCUGAUUCACUAUACAAAGUAAUAAUUAUAAUAACAAUUAAAAAACUUUCUAAAGGAGUGAUAUUUUUUUAUCGGAACUUCAAAAGAACUUAAAAUAUUAUAUCCUAGAUUAGUGGUUCAGAACUUCUGUUAUCAAAUACAUGAUCUGAAUAGAAUUCAGUCCCAAAAGAGUUUUUAAUAUUUCGUAAUGUAAAUAAGUAAAGAAAAAGAUUUUUUCUUGAAUUUGCUGCGAUUUAUUAGUUAAAACAAACUUUUAUAUCAGUCGUAUUUUUGAUAACCAAAAAGUCGUUUCUUUUCUAUCUUAUACAUAUAAUUCUACUUAAGCACUUAGUUUCGGUACUCCCGUAUUUACCGGUUCCUCCAAUAAUCCACCUUUUGGCGAUGACAUAUAGUUUCGAUGGCAGCAGAUCGAUUAAAUAGGUUUUUCGCUUUUCGGCGGGUACUGUUAGGUUGUCACUUUUAGACUCGCUUCAGAGUAUUAUAUGAACUCAGUUUAUUAAGAAGGCAUCGGCUGUUGUUGACGUGAUAUUUCAAUUGUAUUUAUUCCAUCAUGUACAAUUUUACUGCAUGGAAAGCUUCUGCUUCAUUUCUCCCCUAAUUUAGCAUAAAAUACAGUUAAAAUUAACACAAGAUAGACAAACAUUAUCUGGAGGAUCUUUCCCGAGGAAAGGUUAGGAACAAAAUGCAAUGCAGAUGUGCGCUUGCUCUAAUUAUUGUAAAGUUGACGUUGAAAUAAACCAAAUUAUAUAAAAAAAAAAAAAAAAAAAAAAAAAAAAAAAAAAAAAAACCACUCAACCCCCAGCCUUCUUUAGAGGAAAAGAAGAACACUAAGAAGGGAGGAACAUUAGAAAAAUUAUCUUUCUCGAAGAGUUCCGGAUAGCUUCUAGGGCUAUCGAACGAUCGCAGGAAUUUAAUGAGAGAUGGUAGUUUAGCCGAUAUACCGGCUAAUAUACUCGUAUCGUAAUUUAAUUUAAAUGAUCGUCCAAUUGAUGACGUAUAGGGAUGUACCUGUAAAAUAAGUACUUUGGUAAUGUAUUCCUUACUGUAAUUUUUGACUUGAAUUUUUGCGCAUAUAGUUAAUAUACGUAUUCUGCGUUUAUGUAUUAUGAAAGGUCAAAUACUGAUGAUUUAUUAUUGGAAAUAGCUAUAGCUAAAUUAGGAUCCACAAUUAACCAAACUAUUCAGUUGUUUUGUUAACCGAUAGCACAGGGCCUUCUUGAAACCAUCCAUGUUCGUAAUCCAUUCGAGGUUUUGAUAUCAUUAUUGCUUCAAAAUAACUUUCAAUCUUUGAUAUAACAAGCUGAGAAAAACUGAGUUGCUGUGAUUCACAGCCAUCAUUUUAACGUCAAACUGAAUUUGUUUCAGUUGCUUGAAAUUCAAGUUCAUCAAACUUUUUUGUCAUUUUUGACCCUUGUCUUUAAAUGGCACAUAUAUGAAAAAUUUAAAUUAUAACUUCUGUUUUGGAGUUUUCUGUUAGUUUGUUUCCCUCACGUUUUUGCUUUUCAAAGCAAGAGAUAGCCGUUUUUAAGAGGUUAAACGCUACGAAGUUUUUGCAUUUGUACGAAAUGAGGAUUAGGAAAUAAAUGACUUCCAGUUUGGUUAGCCUGGUUUCUUCAACUGGACACCCUAGCUAUCAUAAAAUUAAUUUAUAUCGCUUUGAACUUAACUUUACAGGCCACCGUUUUGCAAAAGCUUUGGUAUUUAUCCAAAAUAAAACUGAAUGUAAGUUCCGAAACACCGAAUUACCUUUUGUUACUUAUGAGACAAUGAGAAUUGUUAAUCAUUAGCAAUAUCAGUUUGUAAAAGUUAAUCUCAUGUUGCGAAACGCAGUGUCACUCAACAAGAUGUGGCACACAGUGUGACACCAUGUGACACAACAAGUAUUUCCUAUAUUGCUUCGUAGUUUUUGUUUUAUUUUCUUUGUUAAAAAACUCUAGGAAUCUAGUUUUCUUUGAAAUUUUGUUUCUUUUUCGUUUAACAUACUAUAUUAUUGUUUAAGAUUACAUAUCAAACAAGCAACCGUAAUUUUAUUUGAACGAUUUAAAAAUUAUAAUGUAUUCUUAAGACAGAAAUUUCAGAUCCACUAUUCUAGUAAGUCAUAUUUGAGUUGCAAUCGACUUUUAAAAUUUGUUAAAAAGUAAAUGGAUUAUUAAAAACGAAAAUCAUAAUGUGCACGCUCAGCUGAAAGAUUUGUUUACUUUUAUCUAUGUGUAGCACAAAUAUUGAAGAAAACGAAUUUGCAAGCCUUGUACUAAGAAUAUGAAGAGAAGAUGGAUUCCAAGAACUGUGAAGAAGGCAAUUCAAUAAGGAAUGCAUUAGAGGACAGAGAGCACUGCAUCUUUCAAAAUUUAUAAUUUAGGUUUUAAAAAAAUUGUAAUGGUCUCCGCUCAAUUUGUAAAACACUCUGUAAUUAAAUUUUGUGAAAAAUGUUUCUUAAUAUUUCUGACCAACGUAAA
Messenger RNA from Stegodyphus dumicola, 4353 nucleotides. RefSeq names its product complexin-like. Gene Ontology annotation, cellular component: SNARE complex; terminal bouton. Gene Ontology annotation, biological process: synaptic vesicle exocytosis; neurotransmitter transport; regulation of neurotransmitter secretion. Lineage: Eukaryota; Metazoa; Arthropoda; Arachnida; Araneae; Eresidae. Gene Ontology annotation, molecular function: syntaxin binding. The record is from RefSeq and is a predicted model, not a curated record.